UAUUUUUCUGUUACUUAAUUAAGGAACUCGAGGCGACACAAGCUUCUCUAAAAAUCCCUAUAAGACACACCAUGAUGGGGAACAAUACGAAAAUAGACUCGUCCUCGGGAUUACCCAAUUGUUCACGGGUGAACGCCACCUACCACGCGGGGUCUGAAAUUGACAUGUGUUUCAACGCGGGCCAUGUUGUUAGUAUCGUCGUCUAUAGCAUUUUAUUGGUGGUGUCUGCUAUUGGGAACACGACGGUUCUAUUAAUUGUAUGUCGUAAGCGUGCAUCCAAAUCAAGGAUACACACGAUGUUGAUGCAUCUAGCGAUUGCUGAUCUACUUGUUACUUUUUUAAUAAUGCCACUCGAGAUUGGUUGGGCGAUUACUGUUUCCUGGAAAGCAGGAGACGCCAUGUGUCGAAUCAUGGCUUUCUUUAGAAUGUUCGGUCUGUACUUAUCAUCUUUCAUUCUGGUAUGCAUAAGUAUGGACAGAUACUACGCAGUAAUAAGACCUCUUCAACUAUGGGAUGUUGAUAGAAGAGGUAAAAUUAUGCUGAGCUUUGCUUGGAUAGGAUCUGUCGUAUGUUCAGUGCCUCAGAUAAUAAUAUUCCAUGUGGAAGCGCAUCCAGUUUAUGCGCGGUACUUGCAGUGUGUAACUUUUAAUGUUUUUCCUACACACACUCAUCUAGUAUCUUAUACUCUCUUUGGAAUGCUCAUGAUGUAUUGGUUUCCACUUCUUGUGAUAAUAUAUGCCUACAUAAGCAUUCUGCUGGAAAUAUGCAAGAGAUCGAAAAAGAGCGAAGUUGAUAAGAUUCGUCGCUCGUCUGUGGGUUUUCUUACUCGAGCAAAGAUACGAACUCUAAAAAUGACGGUGAUUAUUGUCGCUGUAUUCUUUAUUUGUUGGACACCAUAUUAUGUUAUGAGUCUUUGGUACUGGAUUGAUAAAGAUUCAGCGAAAAAUGUUGAUCAACGAAUACAGAAAGGUCUCUUUUUGUUCGCAUGUACAAAUUCUUGCAUGAAUCCUAUUGUUUACGGUGCAUUUAAUAUUCGUGACCGCCAUAAGCCACCCGUACGGCCAACUACCAUAGAAACUCGAGUGACUCCAUUGUCUUUAUCACUCAAACUUCUCGACUAA
Habropoda laboriosa is the source of this 1121-nucleotide messenger RNA. It is a transcript of the gene AkhR, whose product is annotated as gonadotropin-releasing hormone II receptor. The record is from RefSeq and is a predicted model, not a curated record. Gene Ontology annotation, biological process: G protein-coupled receptor signaling pathway. Gene Ontology annotation, cellular component: membrane. Gene Ontology annotation, molecular function: vasopressin receptor activity; adipokinetic hormone receptor activity; peptide binding. The transcript has 8 exons. NCBI's taxonomy places the organism in Eukaryota, Metazoa, Arthropoda, Insecta, Hymenoptera, Apidae. The coding region runs from base 72 to 1121 and encodes 349 amino acids.